UAGGUCGAAUGGGUUAUCGCCUCACCCGCCAGUACGUCCGUAUAUAUAAGAAGUGCUUUGUCCACCAAAUAUCACAGUGACACACAAAUUCGCGUUAAUAGGACAUCGUAUACAUUUAGUGCAAAUUUUUAAGUACGAAAAAAAAUGAAGACAGCUGUGAUAUUUUUGGGCGUGAUUGUAGCCAUGGCUUCAGCUCGCAACGGCGUUCAAGUCGCUGAGAACUCCGGCUACAAUCAGAACGGUGGCUUCCAAGUUGAUCCCGGCUUUGGUAAACCAUCAUUUGGACAGGGGCAAGGUUCCAUAGACCCAGGAUUUGGAAGGCCCACAUAUGGGAACGGAAACAACGGCCAAAUUGUUGACCCUGGAUUCUACCGUCCCUCGGUCGGGCAACCUCAAGAGGGGGAAGAUUCCCGGAAACCACCGAACGGUCCUAUCGUUGAUUUGGGAUUUGAGCCGCCAGUAGUCAUUGAUGCAGGGUUCCAGCCUCCGAGUGGUUCAGUGAUAGUGGACCAGGGAUACCAGCCACCAGGUUCAGUGAUAGUGGACCCGGGUUUCCAGCCACCAGGUUCAGUGAUAGUUGAUCCGGGUUCACCAUAUCCAUCAGUACCUCCGUGUAUACAUCCUCCACCAUCAGUUAUUCAACCUGGCAUUGAGCUUCCACCAGUCGUCGAUGCAGGGUUUCAGCCACCCCCAGUUAUCGUUGACCCUUGGUUUCCACAACCGUCAGUAGUGCCACCGUGUUGGUACCCUCCUUCACCAGGCAUUGAACUUCCACCAGUCGAACUUGAUCCUGGAUUUAAUCCACCUCCAGCUGUCGGUAGCAACAGACCUUCUCCUUCUUCCUUCUAUCCGGGACAGAACCAACAUCAAAUAAUCGACUCCGGGUUUUACAGACCUUCAGUGAACCCAGGACAAAAUCCCCCCCAGAUCAUUGAUCCUGGAUUCAAUGUUCGCCCUCAACCAGGGUAUGGACACUAUGCCCCAUCACAUCCCAACUUUGGUCAAACUAACUCUGGAUUGCCACAACCUGGAUUUGGACCUACUUUUGUCAAUGAACAACCCCAAAACAACGGCGGAUGGCCCCGUAAGCAAUACAAUAACCCCGCCCUCCGCGGUGGAAAGUAAAUGCUUCACACUGAA
Messenger RNA from Plutella xylostella (diamondback moth), 1140 nucleotides. Lineage: Eukaryota; Metazoa; Arthropoda; Insecta; Lepidoptera; Plutellidae. The record is from RefSeq and is a predicted model, not a curated record.